UGCGACAGUAAUGGCAAGUGUCGGAAACGUGUGGGAGGCUUGGGGCGCUGUUCGUUACGCAGAGAGGCAGCCGCCCACACUGACCUGGAUAUGUACGGCUGAGGAGGACGCCACCGAGCUCGGCUCAUGUCAUGGAUUGUAGAACGACAGUGAGGCCGUUCUGUGCUCAUCUUCAACGCAUUGGCCCUCGUGUUGAAGGCGGCUGUUCGGCAAGUGUGAAGUCUCCCUGCUCUGCUGCAUGGUGACGCGAGGAAGUGUCUGCUGAGCAGCCUAAUGGACGGUAUCGAUAAGUUAGCAAUCAGAACCUGGACCGAAUAGACCCUGUAUGACAUUUGGGGACACUCGGGUCUGUGUUUGUCCAGUCCGCCUGUGUACGUGCUGCAUGGAGCUGGAUACCAGUCCUACGUAUGUCGUCACAUCACCAUUACUGAGAGACAACAUUAACAUUAUUUACUUCUCUAAAGCGAGGAAGUGAAGCUGCGUCAGGUUAACGGAACUGGAUCAAGAUAAGACCGAAUGCUGGCUCAUCUGUCCUCCACAAUAAAGGCUAUAAAUGCGUAAUGUUUUGACUUUGAAUAAUGCAGUUUGGGAUUAGACGGAGCCUGUAACGCUUAGUAAAACGCCAGCCGACAUUUUAUUAGCAGUAAAGCUCUCUGUCUUUAUAAACGCAUAUAAACACGUAUCCACGCGUUUUAUUUUGGAAGCCUAGAACGGAAGUGGUGGCUGGUUGUGCUGCGGUUGACGCUAAUUGGCAGAGGGAUGUGGCCAGGAUGUAUUUAUGCUGCUGUUCAAGAUAUGAAAAUCAUUGAAUUAGCGCUGCUUCGGGAGCUCUGCUUCACCGCCGGACACAGCGGGGGUUCCGACACUCACUGUCUGUCAGCGUGCUUGUUGUCGGCGGUCAAAAACGGUGAACACAACCGAAGCUGCGGUGCUGCUUUCGUCUGGACCGGACUAUUUCAAUGCAAGCUUCUCAGCCUCACGCCCAAACAAUUUGUGUGCGGGGCUGAAUUCUGUGCGUGCGUUCUAAAAGUAUGUGAAUCGAUACUGUCACGUUGUUGACUUUUUAAUUUAUUUUUGUCCCGGACAAAGACUUUGUGUUUUCCCUCCUUUUAUUCCUGCAAAUGUCAACAGCCCAGCGUCACGUACUGAUGGAACCCUCUGUAGCUCUCGGCAGACUGGAACUGACCCCCAGCUCAGCCGCUGUUGGGGUCAACCUGACCCCGCGGCUGUCCGGCGGCCCCUCCGCGAAAGACAAGUGCAGCCAGCGGCCACUGGGGCCACAAGGCCAGGCUCACCUGAACGGCUGUGUCCCGCUGUCACAUCAAGUGGCCGGUCACAAGUAUGGAGUGGAUAAAGUGGGUAUUUUGCAGCAUCCAGAUGGAACAGUCCUGAAGCAGCUCCAGCCUCCUCCCAGGGGUCCACGAGAGAUGCAGUUCUACAGCAUGGUGUAUGCAGAGGACUGCAGUGAUCCAUGCCUUCUGGAGCUCCAGAACCAUCUACCCAAGUACUACGGUGCCUGGUCCUCUCCUGACAGCCCCAAUGACCUGUACCUGAAACUGGAGGAUGUGACUCGACACUUCGUCAAGCCGUGUAUUAUGGAUGUCAAGCUGGGCCAGAGGAGCUACGAUCCAUUCGCCUCGCAGGAGAAACGUGAGCAGCAGAUCAGAAAAUACCCACUGAUGGAGGAGAUUGGCUUCCUGGUCCUCGGCAUGAGGGUGUACAAGGUGUGCAGUGACAUGUUUGACUCGUACGACCAGCACUACGGCCGGGGACUGGUUAAAGACACCAUUAAAGACGGUCUGGCUAAGUUCUUCCAUAACGGUGUUAGUCUGAGAAAGGACGCCGUGUCAGCCAGUAUCUGCAGAGUUCAGCGUAUCCUCCGCUGGUUCGAGUCCCAGCACCAGCUCACUUUCUAUGCCAGCUCCCUUCUCUUUGUCUAUGAGGGCUUUCCCUCCUCUUCCACCUCGUCCUCGCUCUGCUCCCCGUUCAGCACCCCUUCGAUCAGCCCUACUGCGGGGAAAACAGCUCUAUUGUCAUCGGUGGGCGACAGCGAUCGGGGUGGGGAGGGCAAAGCAAGACAGGAAGGCCUGGGGCAGGAAGAGGAAGUGGCUGAGUACAACAACAACAACAUUCAGGUGUCGGUGCCCUGGGACUACAGCAUGGCCACCAUUUACAACAACCACACAAAAAGUGGCCACCACCACUGCGCCAAGGAUCACGACAGUGAUGCUGUGGAUGUGACAGUGAGCUCAGCACUGUGUGAAGAGGACAACUCCACAUGGAAACGGACAGGUGAGCCACAACAACCACCAAACGGAAAUGGAAACAAACAACAACUGGAAGGGAAGGAUGAGGACGGAGAGAGAAAGGAUGGAGGCAGGAGGAGAGAGGAGGAGAAAGGACAAGGAGUUGAUGAGACAGAGAGGAGCAGACGAAACACGGAGGUGGAGGUCAGGAUGAUCGACUUCGCCCACGUUUUCCCGAGUGAGAGCCAUGAUCACGGCUACAUCUACGGCCUCAAACACCUGCUGACGGUGCUGGAGCAGAUCCUCUGUGAGGCAGCCUAGACCUUCUCUUUACCUCCUGACCUGCACAGUGAACCAACAUCUCCACCCAUCAACCCCACCUUCUCAAAAGACAGAAACCUUCAGAGGAGAGAGGGAAGAAUCAAAGAAGUGAAUAUAAAUCAGAACCAUCAUCGUCAUCAUCAUCUCACCUGAUUGUGAUGGUGUGUGUGUGUGUGUGUGUGUGUGUGUGUGUGUGUGUGUGUGUGUGUGUGUGGAGGUAGUAGAGGCUGACAGCGGUGUUUUCCCUGUGAUCAGCUGUACUACAUGCACUAAUCAAUCCAUGAAGGCAUUACGACCCUGAACUUAAACACAACAUCUUCAGCUGCAUUUACUGAUGCUCAGUCGAGCUCCACAGCGUCACGUGACCUCAAUCCACUCCAUUCAACGCACACAUGGUCGCUGAGAUUAGCCGCUUUUAAAACUGUGCAUUGGUACACCACAAAUUAAGACUAGGCUAAGUGAUAUGUUCACCUCUAUGGACAGUGCUAAUACUGUAGCUGUUUGAAUCAGGCCAACGUGGGAAAUCCGUACACUGCACUCUUUGAUCUAUUUCACAGUUUAGCAUCACUACCUUGACUUUUCAGUUAUGCAAAUAUAUUGAGCCUAAAGCAGACAUUCUCAUCUGUUUCCCAACUCAACGUCUACUCACUGUCUUCUUCCAGAGGUACAGCGAUGGACCUCAGCCAGACCUCGGUGAGUGUUUCAGUUGAGUUGAGAUGAGAUGUACUAUUGGACUAUGCAGUCUGCCCAGAAAACUACCUAAAUUAUGUAAACUGUUAGAGAGAGCACAAUCAGAGCUCACUGUGCUGCAGCACUCCAAACCUCCUGAACAUGUAGCUAAAGCUCGCCCACAGUGGUUAACUCGUUUUGGUUAAUUUAGAACCAAAACGAAUGGUCUCCAGUGAAACCAGUGAAAGCAUCAACAGACCAGUUAAACAGGUUCAGAGUGGCCGUUUGUGAGCAUUGAGUAGAAGAAGUCUGCAGAAUGUUGAGUUUGAAGUCGGGUCGUCAUUUAGUGUUUUUGUUUGAACCACUGUCUACAGGUAUCUAACUCAGGUAAAUUUACUGUCAAAAAACUGCUUAAUAUUACUACUUAUUAUCCUGUCAGCAAGACGAUCCUCAUGCUGUGUGCUCAUUCAUUUACACAGUUCCUUUCUAUUAGUCUUAGUCAGAGUUCAUCUUAUCUCAUCCAUGUUGAUGUUUGAGCCAUGUUCUGACCUUACAUGUGUUUUCUCUUUUACCAUGGCUGUUUUCAUUGGUGUACACGUUGAGCCCCCCCCCCCCCCUUUAAAGACAAUUCAUAUGUUUAUAAGUUGCUCAUAAAUGGGUUAGACUGGACAGUGGGUUUUUGCCAUUUCUAAAGCAUUCUAUUAUUUUAAGUUAUUAGUGUGUACUUUGUUGACACUGGGCAAGAAUAGGAAAAUCAACCCAAACAGAUAGGUGAUUGUUUGAAAGUCUUUUUCUAAUUUCUCUAAGGGUUUUAAGAUUGUAGUAAAAAGAUAUUUGAAAGUUGCUGCUUUUAAGAGUCAACUGACAGACUCACCACAGACAGAAUGCUAAAGAAUGACAGACAGACGGACAGCAAGUGAAUGGUUUCAUGUUUUGUUUUUUGGCUUGGCGUGCUGACAUGUCAGUCACGGUACAAACAGAAGUCAGAAAGUCCUUUUUACACUAAUCUCACUGGAGCAGCAGUGUAACCGCUUCAUGCCGCUCCUUGUUUAGUUUUUACUGUCAUACUUGGAAGGCUUGACUAAUGUGUUUUUAUGCUGAUGCUGCAGAUAUUCUGUAUACAAUAGAUGAUUCUAAUAUUUUCAUGCCACAUAUAUCAGAGAUUAAGUGAAACUGUAUGAAGGCCAAAGCCUUCUACUGAAAUCCAUGAUGUUCAUUUAGUUGUGGUAGAAUUGUGGAAACCCAGAGCAGCCUUGGUUAACACAAAUUGUCUCAUCUGGAGCUUAGUUUGACAAAAAUCUAUACACAUAUACAUCACAAGGUCCACAGACUGCGUGAAGGCAUGUGAUAAGAAUAUUUUGUCAGGCUUUAAUUCUGUUUAGUUUUAUUUAUUUAUUAAGAUUUUAAUGCUGAAUGUAAAUGGUUACAAUUAGGAACAAGUCCACAGUGAAACAACCCUGGAUAGAGUAUGGAAGCCUGGUUGGACUGCUUUGUAGUUAUCUGAUUAUUUUAAAAACUAAUUCUCAAAUAAAUUUCAUUCCAGGCAGGUGAGUUUAAAAUGUUUGUUAAUAUGCACCACUAAAGAAUGACCAAAGCUGAAGCUUAAGACUGAGGUGAAGUAGAAUGAUGGCUCUGAUCUGCAGUCUGUUCUAGAUGUUAGUCUAACUCCACCUUCCAGUGUGCUGACACUCAGUGCGUCACUCUGUGUGUUUUGUUGUAAAUUGUUUUCACUUUAUCAUCCACUGUCUGCUCUACAGGUUUACUGCAAACAUGUGAUAUUAUAUCCCACUGCUCCAGUAUCACAAACCCAUUUUGAUUUUACCCAAUAAUAUGCACAGGCCUUUUCAGUUUAUGUAGCUUGUAAUAUAUGAAUAUAAUGAACAAGCUGAGCAUCCUGCUCUUUUGUCAAUGAACUUGAUUAGAUGUAUAAUGAUUUGAAUCUGAACCAAACCAGGCGGAGAACUGUCGGAAUAUAAUAUUUUCUCUAACGUGGUUUCUUUUAAAUAAACUUCUUCUAUUUGAAAUAAUCAUUGUGAACAUUUAGGAGUCUUUUAACGAUGUUUACACCAGUUAGAGAAUUGUUUUUUUUUUUUUUUAUAUUACUGCCUUAUUUUCUGUUAUGUCUCCAUAUCGUCUCUGUGUUUUGAAUAUUGAUUAUUGAUCAUUCCGGCAGCUUUGUGAGUCUCCCCUUACUGUGUUUGGAGUCUUUGUCAUGGCUAAAUAACACAAACCAUAUCAUGCAUUUGUAUACAGGGCAUUGUUGAUGUUCAGUUGAUUUCAUGAUCACGAGUGAUGCAACUUUUGACUUUUAACUUCCUUCUGUCAGUGUAAAAAAUGAGUGUCACUGAGACAUUUUGUGUCAGUGUAGGUGGGUAGAUUUACCAACCUCUCCAUCAUAAAUCAUCCUGACGUCAUAUGAAUACGAAAGAUUACAUGCACCAGCAUUUUGGUCCAUUGACAGGGCCACAAAUAGUUUUUUUCUUUCUUUGUUGAGUUGAAGCAGAGCAGUGUUUUUCCAAACCAGCCUCCUCUUUGCUCAUCACUUUGUUUUGUGCUGACGUGUGUGUGUAAAACACAGUGAUGAACUAAAAAGUGUAAAUGUUACAGUAAGAAAUGCUCCAGUAUCACAAGUCCUACUUUGAUUUUAAUCUAUCAAUAUAAUGAAUAAUCUGAAUUUAUUCAGAUUUUAAUCAUUUUUUAUGAUAUUUUACUUUUAGGUUUAUAAUAUAUGUAUAAUAUCUAUCCAUCAAUGAAGUACAAUCAGUUUACAAAAUGCUACAAUGAAUGCUGUAAUGAAUAUUUCAGUGACACGCUUCAGGCUUAUCAUGAUUGAUAAUCGAUCUAAAGUAUCUUUGUGGUCGGCAGUUGAUUUUCACAGCACAGUGAAGUGGAUAGAUGCCAAUGGCUGCCAGAGGGUAGCACAGUUUCUGAACAUUUGAAGCUAAAUGAAACAAGAACUGUGUUGUUUUUCUAUGUGGAGUCACUGAAGAGUAACUCUGCCCACCGGUUCUGCCUCAGAAUGUCUCAGUGUCAUGUCUGAUACUGGAAACUGAUAUGACACCAUAAAACAUACUGUAUCAUACUGCAUGUCAUAUCAGAACGGACCACACUGAUGAAAACACACCAUGCAGGAGCAGCAUCAUUCCAGCUGUGUCAGCAGAACUUUUCACCUCAGAUGAUCAGGAUGCAAAAUGUCAGUGAUCAGAUGAAUCUGGCUGCAUGUUGCUCAGUCUUAUUAUGCUCCACUCAUUUGUUUACAGUUGCUCUCCUCAUGACCAGAACAUGAUUUCUGUUCUUCAACUCCACAACUUUGAAAGUUGUUGGGUACUGAGUUAAAGGUUUCUUUGUUAUUAGCCAAUUUAUGACACAAAUUUCUCGUUCCAUCUCAGCCAAUCAGAAGCCUUUGCUCUUAGUUAUGACUGCAGCUCCAACUGAAACCACUUCACAGUUUUUCCUGUUUGAGCUUUCAGCUGCUUCACUUGUUUUAAUGCUGCAUUAAUGUACGAGCAGAACCAUCUCAAUGGGUCUCAACACUUGUUCUGCCUUUCCCUCAUGACACACAUGCAACAUUAGAAAGAAAAGAAAGUUCCCACCCUCAUUUGACUAAACAAUAAUCUCUGAUGAUGUUUCUGAUUGGCUGUGAUAUGCUCCAACACUUAAGUGUCUUCAUGUGAUGCCUGAUGGAAAUUUUGGGGUGUAAGUACACAGUUAAUAUGGCUGACUGUGGAAUGCUCUACAUGUGGUGUGAAAGCUUGUGGUGUGGUGUUGUUGGACCGUCAUCAUGAAAACUAAACCUGUUGAAGGACUGAAAGUGUACAAAGUCCAGUUCAGCUUCCCCACCAGUGUUGGGCUUCUGCUGUCAGAGAGGUCCAACAUGUGGGGUUAAGUAAAGAACGGAAUCUGGUCCUCCUUGUUAAGCCCUGUUAUGAAAUUUUGAUAUACUGGAUUUAACAUAUCUCAUAAAUGAGCCUGAAGCAGAACAGAAAAUAUCAUCACUGUACAUAAGGAGAGGAACUCAAAACGAUUCAAGUCCCUCUACAACUACAAACCUGAUACUUAUUAUUUUUGCAGCAAUAAAAAUAUUAAUCAAA
Larimichthys crocea (large yellow croaker) is the source of this 7327-nucleotide messenger RNA. RefSeq names its product inositol polyphosphate multikinase b (gene ipmkb). Lineage: Eukaryota; Metazoa; Chordata; Actinopteri; Sciaenidae. Gene Ontology annotation, cellular component: cytoplasm; nucleus. The transcript has 6 exons. Gene Ontology annotation, molecular function: inositol-1,4,5-trisphosphate 3-kinase activity; inositol tetrakisphosphate kinase activity. The record is from RefSeq and is a predicted model, not a curated record. Gene Ontology annotation, biological process: inositol phosphate biosynthetic process. Bases 1122 to 2567 code for a protein of 481 amino acids.